This is a messenger RNA of Platichthys flesus (European flounder), 1440 nucleotides long. It is a transcript of the gene tmem60, whose product is annotated as transmembrane protein 60. The record is from RefSeq and is a predicted model, not a curated record. Bases 228 to 632 code for a protein of 134 amino acids. NCBI's taxonomy places the organism in Eukaryota, Metazoa, Chordata, Actinopteri, Pleuronectiformes, Pleuronectidae. The transcript is spliced from 2 exons.
UCGGUAGCUGGAGCUAAAGCUAAACUGCUGUGUUCUCGUAUCGUUUGUUUUUUUCCGGGGCUGACGCUGCUCUCUCCGUCGUAGAAGUAGUUCUUAAAACGUCGGCUGGAAGAGAACACGUUGACCGUCCUGGUGAUCGAGGUGUGUCACCUUGGCUGUGGUCCUCACUCCUCUCCUCAGUUUCUCUCGGUGGUGGGUGACACUGGCUCCCUGCCAGUCCUCUGCCGAUGAAGAUGUCCCUGGCCCAGCGGGUGCUCCUCUCCUGGAUCUUUGCCCUCAUCUUCCUCAUCAUGCUGGUCCUCAAGCUGGACGCCAAGAUCCACUGGAACUGGUUCCUGAUCUUCCUCCCCAUCUGGACCUUUGACACCAUCCUCAUCCUCAUGCUGAUCGUGAAGAUGGCAGGACGCUGCAAGCCAGACUUUGACCCCAGAGACGGCGAGCAGAGCCUGAAGAAGAGGCUGUGGUAUCUGACGGCCCUGCUGCUGAAGCUGGCCUUCUGUCUGACACUGUGCUCCCACCUGGAGAGGCUGGCUGACAUGUGGGUCAGCGUGGUGUGUGUCCCUCUGUGGGUGCUGCUGGGGGGGGCGCUGGUGGAGCUGGGACACAGUGUUUUCCACUACAGGAGGGACUGAAUCAGAAGAGCCUACAAUACUUGAUUUUGAACAUGACAGACUUUUUACUCUCAGGCUUCCCGAGCUAUGGAUGCACCAAUCUGAUCCGCUGGACUGGGAUCAGAGCUGACGCAGACCUUAUGAAGCGCAUUGUGUAUCAGGAUGACAUGACAGAUCCACUUUAGAUGCUGUCUAUUGUCAAUGUCAUUAUAACAUGUGAUGUUUCUGCCUCGAGCUCAGCAAGUUACAGCAGGUUCCAAACCCAAGAGGCUCCAAAGAGUUCUUCACACUGGUUCACAGGUUUUAAAUCCGAUAGGCGCAGAGCGGGGCGUUGGUUUGACGUUCACAUGUGUGCACCAGUUCAUUAUGACACUAAAUGUUGCUCUACAAUUCACCUCUACACUUUUUUUGGGAAGAGGGCACACACACACUGUAUGGACACACAUACAGCAUUGUCUGCUGUGUCCAUGUUAUACUAGUGCCACAUUGACGGUAUGAAAUUACUCUCUGCACUAGCAUGCACUGUGUACCACUGAACCAUAUAUGUUGCUGUCUGUGGAGUCACUGUUGCAUCUCUGUGUAUUUCUGUAAAGCAGUUAGAAAUCUCACAACUUCCAGAUGUGAUGAAUCUGUCAGUACAUCCCAGAAUGUCCUUCUGCCACUGAAACAAUUCAGUUUGAAUGUAGUCCGGAACAUUCUCUGGAUAUAUGAAUAAGUCCUUUGCACUGUGUGGAUAAAGAAUUGUAGUUUACAUCCUUGUGAAUGCAAAAUAUAAUUCUGUAAUACAUAUAAUACAAUUUCUGAUGGCUAUAGGGCCAGUGCUCAUUAA